Mytilus californianus (California mussel) is the source of this 2324-nucleotide messenger RNA. Its product is annotated as acyl-coenzyme A amino acid N-acyltransferase 2-like. Gene Ontology annotation, molecular function: fatty acyl-CoA hydrolase activity. The transcript has 9 exons. The record is from RefSeq and is a predicted model, not a curated record. The coding region runs from base 66 to 1361 and encodes 431 amino acids. Gene Ontology annotation, biological process: fatty acid metabolic process; acyl-CoA metabolic process. Lineage: Eukaryota; Metazoa; Mollusca; Bivalvia; Mytilida; Mytilidae.
UAACCCAAAAUUGAUUUCCGGUAUCGCCUGACACUGCCCACUAAUAUGUUUUAAAUCAAUCUCGAAUGAUGCCAGAUAUUUUGAUAUCACCAGAAAAUCCACUAGUUGAUGAUAAAUUACAGGUAGUGAUUCAUGGACUUCAAGCACAUCAGAAUACAACCAUAAAAGCCUCAACGUUUGAAGGAAAUUCAAAAUUUUCCUCUUUUGCUUGUUACACAUCAGAUAAAAAUGGAUCAAUAUCUUUGGCAAAGCACCCAUCACUGUCAGGAACUUAUACAGGUAUCAAACCAAUGGGAUUAUUCUGGAGUAUGAUACAAGAUCCUGGACAAAAACCUGGAAGACGAUAUGUAAAAAGGACAGUAACGACACCACAGGAAGUGAAAAUUACUCUAUAUAAAGGUCAUCUUACCUGGGAGAAUGUUCAUUCAAAUAAAUUUACACCCCUAGCAAACAAGGAAAUAGAGAGGUUAUUUAAAAGAAGUGAUGUAACUAGAGUGGAAAUAAAGCAUGGGAGACUAAAAGGAACACUCUUUAUCCCUCCAGGACAUGGUCCAUUUCCUGGAGUGAUAGAUAUGUUUGGUACUGUUGGAGGAAUAAUGGAGUUCAGAGCUGCCAUGCUUGCAAACAAAGGGUUUAUUACAUUUGCUUUAUGUUACAUGACUUCUUAUGAUGUUAAAGAAAUCGAGACAUCAUAUUUGCAGGAAGCAGUUACAUGGUUCUGUAGUCAUCCUGCCACUAUGAAAACAGGUAUAGGAAUGUUUGGAGUAUCUAAAGGGGGAGAACUAGCACUCUUAUUAUCUACAAUUUGUACAAAGAUCAAAGCUGUAGUAAACAUCAAUGGUCCUCCAUUUAAUUCUUCAGCUCCACUGGCUCCAUUUGAUAACUAUGUAGAGAUGAACCAUUCUGCUGCUUUAACUGUACAGCCAGAUGAGAGUCUUGUAUUUAGAACAAGGGAUGCAAUAUGUGACAAUUUAACCAGUGAAAAACUUACCCAAACAUGGAGAACAGAUGUACAGAUAUUAUAUUUGGUUGGAGAAGAUGAUCAGAGUUUACACCCAAGAUGUGCUCAAAUGUUCCAAGAAACCUAUCCACGGAGUAAACAACAUAAUCUGACAGUUGUAAGGUACCCUGGAACUGGACAUUUAAUUGAGCCACCAUACUUACCAAUAUGUCCUUCAAAUAACAAAACAUAUGUAGUUGACAGUUUUGGUGAAAAAAUACAAAAAGAAGUGAUAUUGAUGUGGGGUGGUGAGAAAGAAGCUCAUUCAAAGGCACAGGAAGACUCCUGGAAUAGAAUUAUAAUGUUCUUCCAUUCUGUCUUACUGAAAAAAAAUGUAUAUUCGUUAAAUAGUCAAUUAUGAUAAACAUAUUUAUUGAAUGUUAUUUGACCUAAAGAUUGACACACGAACAUAUCAUGGUAUCAAUAGGCAGAAACGUCAUUUGUUUUCAUUGUUAUGAUACUGCAAUUGUAUAUGGUAAUGAACACCAUAAAAACCCGGUGAAUGAAGGACUUGCUAAGAAACAUAUCAUUUAGUGAUGUCUGGUGUAUCUACUGAAUGUGAUCCACUGUAAGAUUAAAUAAUUGUAACACAAGCAAUACACAACUAUACAUAACUAGUAUGCCGCUGCAUUAAUGAGUAAGGCAUAUUGAAUCAGAUCUCUUGCCUGAUAACACAAUUAUCAACCUUUGAUUUUUUGUUAUCUACUAAUAUAGUCCCAAGUGUGGACAGUGCAUAACUUGAAAAAACUAUUUUAUUCACCUUCCCAGUUUAUUACGUCAAGUUUUAUGCAUAAAGUAGCAAGUAAGGGGAUUAAAUUAGACUCAUCUCAGCUUCAUCUCAUCUUAUCCGGGACAGGAACCAUUUAUACAAUAAACAAAAAUUUACAACUUCUUCCUCUUUGAUGGUUUGUAUUGGUGUGAUACUGUGAGGUAUGAAAAUAUAGUUUUAGAAAACAGAGAAUGUUAUGUAUGUUAUGGUUUUAUGGAAGACAAAGCACAUGUUUUAUUGAGAUGUCCUGUUUAUGAUGAUUUUAGAAGCCAUUUAAAAUAAAUAUUAAAUUUUAAUAAUUUAGAUGAUAACCAAAAACUCAGAUGUAAAUAUGAUUAGUAUGUUUGUGCAAAAACCUUUUAAUUUUAAGAAGAUGUAGGAAUUUAAUACAUUAUAAAUAGUACUUUAUUUCAUAUUGUUUAAUUUAGUGUAUUUAUGCAUUUUAAUAGUCUCUUAUAACUCUGUAUAGAAUGGCUUUCGUUUUAUAGUUUUACAAUUAAUACAUAUAUAUUGUACUUGUUGAGAGAUGAGACUUUAAUAAAACAUUGAAUUGAA